UCUGCUCAUAUUAUCUGACACAGAAGAGUCUGAUAUUCUUCGUUUGUAUUAUUGAUAGCUAGAAAAAUCUAGAAAUGGCAGAAACUGCUCCAGCACCAGCCGCCCCUGCCCCUGCUCCGGCUAAAGCGCCCAAGAAGAAGACCGCCACAAAGCCCAAGAAAUCGGGUCCCAGCGUGUCGGAGCUGAUCGUCAAGGCUGUGUCUGCCUCCAAGGAGCGCAGCGGGCUGUCCGUGGCGGCGCUCAAGAAGAUCCUGCAGGCCGGCGGCUACGAUGUGGAGAAGCACAACUCCCUCGUCAAUAGAGCCCUCAAGAGCCUGGUGACCAAGGGGACCCUGCUACAGACCAAGGGCACCGGCGCCUCGGGCUCCUUCAAGCUCAACAAAAAGGCGGCUGAAGCCAAGGACAAGGCGGCCAAGAAGAAGGCAGCUCCCAAGAAACCAGCGGCAAAGAAAGCGGUUGUCAAAAAAACAACGAAAAAGGUUUCGGCGAAGAAAGCAGCGACACCCAAGAAGACUCCUACGAAAGCGAAGAAACCGAAGGCUGUAAAGAAGGCGCCCAAGAGCCCGAAGAAAGCGGCUGCCAAGCCUAAAAAGGUCGUAAAGAAGAGCCCGAAGAAAGCGAAGGCAGCGCCUAAACCUAAAAGGGUGACCAAGGCAGCCAAACCCGCAGCGAAGAAGGCGGCUCCUAAAAAGAAGUGAGCAGUUAAAGCGACGAUGCAAACAAUGAACCCAAAGGCUCUUUUCAGAGCCAACACAUGUUUCUAAAAAGAGCAGAUUUCCUUUAUGUGAAUGAACGUUGCCCUCCUGUGAUGUCUCAGCACGCAGUUUUUCAUAGUAAACCAAUCGGUACCCAAGUAUAAAUCACGAUUAAACUGACUGGGGAUAUUAACGAUGUUCGCUUUAUCUGAUGUCAGAUCCAUGUUUUUUUUUAGAAGUGGCCUUAAUUUACGUGAAAAAAUCAACUAGUUGUGAUAUUUCUCAACGCAUACAAUGUUAGGAAAGAAAAGCAAACAAUGCUUCAGUUUUAAUAUAUUGAUAACGUUACAAUGGUGACAUAUUAAAAUACAUAAUACCUAACGUACA
Polyodon spathula (Mississippi paddlefish) is the source of this 1082-nucleotide messenger RNA. RefSeq names its product histone H1-like. The record is from RefSeq and is a predicted model, not a curated record. The coding region runs from base 75 to 698 and encodes 207 amino acids. Lineage: Eukaryota; Metazoa; Chordata; Actinopteri; Acipenseriformes; Polyodontidae. Gene Ontology annotation, biological process: nucleosome assembly. Gene Ontology annotation, molecular function: DNA binding; structural constituent of chromatin. The transcript has a single exon. Gene Ontology annotation, cellular component: nucleosome.